AUGUAUGCAAUGUGUUCACGUUUGGCCGGUGCCCGAACGCUGCUAUUUCCCUACCGGGGACUGUAUAACCGGUGCUCGACGGUUUAACCGGUUCUCUCAUUCUACGUUUAUCCACGCAGUUCGAAGAAUAACAUUAGUCAGUUACGCAAACUACGAAGCUGACUUUGUAGCCCUUAAAUUGCGGAGGUCGCCGGCGCCCAUGCAGCGCUUGCCGAGCGCUUGCAGGUCGUCGCUAGUCAAGGCGAUUGAGAAGACCACCAACCAUGACGUGAAGGCCGUGGAGUACGUGCUCAAGGAGCAAUUCCGCGCCCACCCCGAGCUGGCGGCGGUGCUGGAGUUCACUCACUUCGCCUGCACCAGCGAGGACAUCAACAACCUGAGCCACGCGCUGAUGCUCAAGGAGGCGGUGCAGGGCCACGUGCUGCCCACCAUGGACAAGCUGAUCUCGGAGCUGGGCCGCCUCUCCCGCGACUUUGCGGACGUGCCCAUGCUGUCGCGCACACACGGCCAGACCGCCUCGCCUACCACCAUGGGCAAAGAGAUGGCGGUGUUCGCCUACCGCCUGAAGCGCCAGCGCGAUCAGCUGGCGGCGGUGCCGUACCUGGGCAAGAUGGCGGGCGCCGUGGGCAACUACAACGCCCACAUGAGCGCCUACCCCGAGGUGGACUGGCAGGCGGUGGCGGAGGAGUUUGUCCUAGCCGAGCCCAUCCAGACCGUCAUGCGGCGGUACGGCGUGCCCGAGCCCUACGAGAAGCUCAAGGCCUUCAUCCGCGGCCAGCGCGUCACGCAGGAGUCGAUGAUGACCUUCGUGGACGGCAUUGACGGCCUGCCGGAGCCCGCCAAGGAGCAGCUGAAGAAGCUGACGCCUGCCAACUACAUUGGCAACGCCGCCCAGCAGGCAACCAGCCUGCCGCACCAUCUCUGAACAGCGGCGGCAGACUAGCGCGCCGCACCGCGAACUGAACGCGGCGGCGGAUUGCGUCUGGGGCUUGGGGCGAACGCCCGAGCCUGGAGCUCGGGCGAAGUUCAGUUUGAGGCUGGGCAUGUGGGCAAGUGGGCAUCAGCAGCUGGAGGGCAGCUGAAGCGCUGGCCAGAGGGCAUUUGAAUGGAGCAGCGGGUUAGAAGGCUUUGCUCGCGGUGAAAAUGUUGGGCGCAGCGGGUCAGGUGUGUCGUAAGAAGGUACCGCGGGCGCCGCGAAGGGGCUUGGAAGGGGAAUGCGCGCGUGUUUGGGGAUCGAACAUGCGUCGUGUUUACUGCAGGCUGGGUGUGAGUGUGACACGAGUACGCGAGCAGCAGCACAGGGACGUUGACGGCGAACAAAAGCGGGCGACGCGUGUCCUGCUUCGCUCUGGCCUGGUGACGUCUUGGGCGGCUCAAUGUGGUUUAGACGGUGUAUUGGAGCUCGGGUGUGGGCGUUUGAGUCGCGCACCACUAUAAGGACGGGUUUGUGCGUUAUGGCAUGCGUUAGCAUGUUAUUGACAUGUGUUAAGCAUGGAAAUU
Chlamydomonas reinhardtii is the source of this 1500-nucleotide messenger RNA. RefSeq lists its product as uncharacterized. Lineage: Eukaryota; Viridiplantae; Chlorophyta; Chlorophyceae; Chlamydomonadales; Chlamydomonadaceae. Gene Ontology annotation, molecular function: N6-(1,2-dicarboxyethyl)AMP AMP-lyase (fumarate-forming) activity. The transcript has 8 exons. The coding region runs from base 200 to 925 and encodes 241 amino acids. Gene Ontology annotation, biological process: IMP biosynthetic process. The record is from RefSeq and is a predicted model, not a curated record.